Molecule: messenger RNA, 1489 nt
Organism: Betta splendens (Siamese fighting fish)
Lineage: Eukaryota; Metazoa; Chordata; Actinopteri; Anabantiformes; Osphronemidae
Gene: ctss2.1
Product: cathepsin S, ortholog2, tandem duplicate 1
Exons: 8
Coding region: 135-1154 (339 amino acids)
Biological process (GO): immune response
Cellular component (GO): lysosome
Molecular function (GO): cysteine-type endopeptidase activity
Source: RefSeq, a predicted model, not a curated record
AGGUGCGGACUCCCAACGUGAUGCCGCUGCUUUCUGUUUCUGAAGAGGAAGCGCUGCGACGCGUCAUGUGACACUUUCUCUAUAAAAACAAAGCAGGAACACGAAAACGAGACGCGAUCGACAAAGCGGCAGCGAUGGCAACUUGUUUGGCGCAGUCAGGCCUGAUGCUGGCGAGCCUCCUUCUCGCCUCCCUGAGCCUCGGAGCGGCCGCCCAGUUCGACAGCAGGCUGGAUGUUCACUGGAUGCUGUGGAAGAAGACGCACGGGAGGCAGUACCACAGUGAGGUGGAGGACGUGCGGCGCCGGGAGCUGUGGGAGAAGAACCUGCUGCUCAUCACUGUGCACAACCUGGAGGCGUCGAUGGGGCUUCACACCUACGAGCUGGGCAUGAACCACAUGGGCGACCUGACAACAGAGGAGAUCCUUCAGUCCUUCGCCACCCUCAGUUCUGUGGAUGGCGUCCAGAUGGCGCCAGCAUCCUCUGUGGGAGCCUCAGAUGUGUCGGUACCAGACACCAUCGACUGGAGAACCAGGGGCUGCGUCACCAGCGUCAAGAUGCAGGGUUCUUGUGGCUCCUGCUGGGCCUUCAGUGCUGUAGGGGCUCUGGAGGGUCAGUUAGCCAAGAAGACAGGGAAGCUGGUAGACCUCAGUCCUCAGAACCUGGUGGACUGUAGCAGUAAAUACGGCAACCAUGGCUGCAACGGAGGCCUCAUGCACUACGCAUUCCAGUACGUCAUCGACAACCACGGCAUCGACUCUGAGGCUUCCUACCCCUACACUGGACGGACUCAGCAGUGCCAGUACAAGCCUCAGUCCCGCGCUGCCAACUGCUCCAGCUACAGCUUCGUUACCUCAGGGAACGAGAACGCGCUGAAAGCGGCCGUCGGCACCAUUGGACCUGUUUCAGUGGCCAUUGAUGCCACUAGACCCAAAUUUAUUUUCUACAGGAGCGGAGUGUACAAUGAUCCAAGCUGCACCCAGAAAGUGAAUCAUGGCGUGUUAGCAGUGGGCUACGGCACCUUGAAUGGACAAGACUACUGGCUGGUGAAGAACAGCUGGGGAACCACUUUUGGAGACGCCGGCUACAUCCGCAUGUCACGCAACAAGAACAACCAGUGUGGGAUAGCUCGUUAUGCCUGCUACCCCAUCAUGUAGCUGUACAUGGAACUGGAAUAGUCAUUUAUCAUUUAUCAUUUCAUUUAUGUACCAUGUGACAGAUUUAUUUACUACAAACGCAACUAAAACCAAGGUAAUACUAAGAUUUAACUGUGAUUCUAUAUUUUUAAUUAGAUAGAUUUUUAUUGAGCAAAACUUUGCUUAGAAAACUGAUCAUUUUUUCCUGACAAAACUCUGUGUGUGUGAUAGGUCUGUGCCUUCAAUUUUUUUGAAAAGCAACCUAACAAUGACAUGAAUAUAAAUAAGUUUGUUAAUGUGCAGGUUGGUUUUCUGUCUUUUUGCACAUUAUUUUAAUAAAUAUUUUUAUGGUUGUA